CGCCUCUUCUUUAUUUCACGCAUAUGUCAUCUGAGCUGCUGCUGAACAGACGCAACACAUCCACGGCCACACUGAAUAUGCCGGGGAUGCUGCUCGGCGAUGAGUUUCCUAAUUUCGAAGUGGAGACCACUUAUGGCAAAAUUAAACUCCACGAAUUUCUCGGUGAUACAUGGGGAGUCCUGUUCUCCCACCCCAGAGACUACACCCCGGUGUGCACCACAGAGCUGGGUCGAGCUGCCAGACUGAGCAGUGAGUUCACUAAACGCAACGUCAAAAUGAUCGCCCUGUCCAUCGACUGCCUGGAGGAUCAUCAUGGCUGGUCCAAGGACAUCCUGGCAUACAACUGUGAGGAGCCUGCUUGCUGCUCGCUGCCCUUUCCCAUCAUAGCGGACAGUAAACGGGAGCUGGCAGUAGCCCUGGGCAUGCUGGACCCAGAUGAGAAGGAUAAAGACGGCCUGCCGCUCACCGCCCGUUGUGUGUUCAUCAUCGGCCCUGACAAAAGGCUGAAGCUGUCCAUCCUCUACCCGGCAACCACCGGACGCAACUUUGAUGAGAUUUUGCGAGUGGUGGACUCACUCCAGGCCACAGCAGGGAAACGAGUGGCCACACCGGCCGACUGGAAGCCUGGGGACUGUGUGAUGGUCCCUCCCAGCAUGUCUGAGGAGCAGGCGGCCUCUUUGUUCCCAGCUGGCGUCUACACCAAAGACCUCCCCUCAGGCAAGAAGUACCUGCGCUACACACCCCAACAAUAAGCACGGGAGGAGACAGCACUGAUGUUCAACACUCACACUUAUGUCACACUCAAUCCAGCAGCUCUCAAUCUGGGACUUGAAGACCCUUGAGUACUGCUCUGAGUACUGCUAUUUAGUUUCCCUGCCAGGAAGACAAAAUGCCUUAAGAAAUGUGUAGGACUUUUCUAGAUUGAGAUUCUACAGUAUGUACAACUCCAAUAGUAAAAGCUGUAAUGUUCAGCCUACUUUUAUAAAGGGAGAUUGUUUUUUGGAAAAGUAGAGGUUGAGAGAUUUCUUUUUAUAUUUAAAGAUGUAGAAAACGGUUUAUUAUAUGCAGUAUGGCAGUGGAAGUUUAUAUCUUGUAACAGUGGUACUAUCAGGGAUUGGAUCACGUGUGUAUGAUUUACCCAUGUACCUUUAUUUUGCAAGAGGAAGUGGUUUAUGGUGCUGGUUUCACAAAGGAUGACGAGUGAAAACAAAAAUAACACUAUUGCCAUGCAUGUGUACUCAUUUUAUCUGACAGCUGUACUUCGUUAAACAUAGUAAGAUGCACAUGUUUAAGUACGUGUGGAAUUGACUACUCUCACUUGCCAAACUAUACAUUUCACGGAAAGAUUUACUGCUACUCUAAUGGUUGGGUGUCUGAUGUACACAUUUCCCCUGUGUGGGACAAUAAAAGCAAAGAAUGAUUCGCAAACAAUAAAA
Molecule: messenger RNA, 1436 nt
Organism: Cottoperca gobio
Lineage: Eukaryota; Metazoa; Chordata; Actinopteri; Perciformes; Bovichtidae
Product: peroxiredoxin-6-like
Exons: 5
Coding region: 24-752 (242 amino acids)
Biological process (GO): cellular oxidant detoxification; cell redox homeostasis
Cellular component (GO): mitochondrion; cytosol
Molecular function (GO): peroxiredoxin activity
Source: RefSeq, a predicted model, not a curated record